Molecule: messenger RNA, 627 nt
Organism: Hylaeus volcanicus
Lineage: Eukaryota; Metazoa; Arthropoda; Insecta; Hymenoptera; Colletidae
Exons: 3
Source: RefSeq, a predicted model, not a curated record
AUGUCCCUAACCAGAUUUGUCAGCGUUUGUGUCGAUAAGACGAAAUGUAGAUUCCGUCACCGAUAUGAUGAAAGCCAUAACAACAUUGCAACAUUACACCAUUUGUGUUCCACAAAUGAAAAUCCGAUUCAUGACAAUUGUCCGAUCGGAGCCGACAGCUGGUGCGAGUGGCGGAAGGCUCAGGCGGCAGGUCAAGAAAAAUUGUUCAACCAUCCACCCCCACUUCACCCAGAUGUCGCUAAACACAUACACUCAAUUUACGAAGAACUUUCGAAGGAAGACCUGCUAAUUCGAUGUUUAGGUGGCCAUACCCAGAACGAAAGCUUCAAUUCUACAGUCUGACGCCUAGCACCGUAACAUUUAAAUUCAGGCAUAAAAAUGAUCGAAAUUUUUAAUGAAGGGUACUUGUCCAUCCUACGAAUAAUGAACGCACUAUAAAUAAACGUUGGACAACAGAGCAAAUUUUUUGGCGAUUCGCACGACGCGCAACGAGUCUCAAGGCAGGAGCGCCGCAGAUCAAGCAGCACGAAGGAGACUCGAACAGCUUGCAGACUGCUUCAAAUGCAACAAAACGAGUUUCAUGAGGAAGCGGAAGGCUUGGUGUAUGGACCUGGUAUAGCACAUUAA